AUGCGUGCUUCCAAUGUCCUCUUCCUCGUAGCCUCCGCCGCGCCCCUGGCACUCGCAGCUCCGGUCAUUACGUCUCCAGCAGCAGGAGCUUCAGUUCCAGGAGCAGCAGCGUUAACGGUAAAAUGGGCAGAUGAUGCGGUGGCUCCGUUGAGCUCGACUAUGGGCACUUGUACUGUACAAUUGAUGGCUGGAUCCAAUACAGUUAAUCAGGCAAUUGUGGCAGCACUAGCCCCAGUUGCAGUCGGUCUUGGAACAGCAUCAGUUCCCGUUACGGCAGCAGUCUCUGGAUCUGCGCCAAAUGCAUACUUCAUUUCGAUGUUGUGCAACGGAGCGACAGGAGGAACUUAUCAAACAUUCUCUAGCCAUUUCACCCUCACAGGAAUGACCGGAGCAUUCCCUGCGGCAGUCCUCGCUGCUGCAUCAGCAGUUACCGUCACUACACCUCCAGCAGUCAUCAACAAACUCGCGACUGCGCCGGUAGCUGCUCCUGGAGCUCCUGGAGCUGAGGAUCCAGCUAUGUUUACCGUCCCAUUCAAUCUCCAAUCAGGAACAAUUAGAUAUGCUCCUAUGCAGCCGGUUCCUCCAACUGCUAUCACUGCUACGAAUACGGCUCCUCUCUACCCAACUUCUGCUGUUCAAUUCGCCGUUACCGCCUUACCUAUUGCGUCAAUUGCGACGACGUACACACAGGCUGCUACAUUUAGCGUCGCUUCCCAUCCUAACUCGGCGGCCGCUGCAUCAUCACCGGUAAACGACAUGCAGAGAUUCUUGAACCGAUGGAAGGAUUAG
Molecule: messenger RNA, 789 nt
Organism: Glarea lozoyensis ATCC 20868
Lineage: Eukaryota; Fungi; Ascomycota; Leotiomycetes; Helotiales; Helotiaceae
Product: putative beta-1,6-glucan biosynthesis protein (Knh1)
Exons: 3
Coding region: 1-789 (262 amino acids)
Biological process (GO): cell wall biogenesis; (1->6)-beta-D-glucan biosynthetic process; fungal-type cell wall organization
Cellular component (GO): extracellular region
Source: RefSeq, a predicted model, not a curated record